AUGGAGAAAGGAUGGACAUAUGGAAUUAUUUAUUUAUUCAUCCAGAUACAUCUUGUCUGGGGUCUCUUCAAAGUGACAUUUGAUGGAAAAAAAGUCUUCUAUGCUUCUCCUGGCAUGGAUGUGGACUUGAUAUGUCUGACUCAGAAGAGAGCCUCUUUGGUGCAGACGCAAUGGUCUAAGAUCACCAAUAGCACAGAAAUGAUAGCUCUCUACCACCCUCAGCAUGGCUAUCAUUGCAAUGCUAGGGUUGCCUGCAGCUCCUUAGUAACAUUCACUGAAAUGUCUCCAGAGCUUUCAGAAUGGACUUUGCACUUGAGAAACGUGUCUGCAGCAGCAAAUGGGAAAUAUGAAUGUAGCUUUACUUUGUUUCCAGAUGGCAUUUGUACAAAGGUGCUGAAUUUCCUUGUACAGACCGAAGUUGCACAAGAGGAGAGGGGAGGCAACUAUACAGCAGAAGUAUUAUUCAACCACACCCUGGAAAUCCCAUGCUUUCCAAAUAUAUCUUCAGUAGUUUCAUCUGGAAUUACUUUUGGCUGGCUAAUGGAAGAAAAUGGAAUUCAAGAAACUCUUAUUCAAAAUGACACUUUUCCAAAGAAUAGAAUCAUCCUACGUAAAGACCAUGGAAUCUAUCUAUCACCAAUUGAAAUUCUUGACAAUGACAGAAAGUUUUCCUGCCAUGUUACAAUCCAAUCUGGCAAAAUCCUGAAGAAUGUUACCAGAAUUAAAGUUUUUGCUAAACCAGACAUCUCUAUGGAUAUGCAGAGCAACUCCACUGAUAUCUUGGAAGAGCUGACAGCUUUAGAUGUGACUACUUCUGGCAUAGACAUUAUCACUGGAAAGAGAAAAAGCGAUGAAGGCUUUUAUGAACUAACAUCUAUGUUAAGGAUGCUGAAGCCUAACCAGCCAAUUGUACCCAAUAAUUUGACAAUUUGGUGCAUGACUCUAUUUCCUGUCCCUGGAAAUGAAGUGUGGAACAUUUCAUCCAGAAAAAUAACUUUUUCCUUUGGUUAUGUGAAUACUCCAACAGAUUCAUCCAGUUUCACAGAAUCUACCUUCUCUGCCUUUACAUCUUCCCUCAGCAGCACAGGCACAACAGCAGGUUACAGGAAUACUCCAACACAUCCAUCCAAUAUCACAGCAUCUGAUAUCUCCAUCACUACACCUUUUCUCAGCAGCACAGACACAGCAGCUGACCAGUUCAAUUCCAGUACAAUUACACAAAGCUACCCAGACCAUAGCAAGAAGGAAAUAAAACCAACAGAUUUGUGGGCAUCCACUUUGACCUACAAUUCAACUCCUUCAAAAGCAAGCACAACAUUGAAUGGUACGGUGCCUAAUAAGCCCGAAGGUGGAAUGUCCUGGCCCGUGAUUGUGGCAAGUCUGCUUUUUAUCUGCCUCUUUCUAUUUGGUCUUGGAAUAAGAAAAUGGUGUCAGUACUUGAAGGAAAUCAUGGAGAGACCACCGCCAUUCAAGCCUCCCCCGCCACCAAUCAAGUACACUUGCAUCGGAGAAGCAGUUGGAGGUGAUUUGCCCUGCCAUGAGAUGGAAACUCUCUAA
This is a messenger RNA of Gracilinanus agilis (Agile Gracile Mouse Opossum), 1557 nucleotides long. RefSeq names its product CD96 molecule (gene CD96). The transcript is spliced from 13 exons. Bases 1 to 1557 code for a protein of 518 amino acids. Gene Ontology annotation, biological process: inflammatory response; cell-matrix adhesion. Lineage: Eukaryota; Metazoa; Chordata; Mammalia; Didelphimorphia; Didelphidae. The record is from RefSeq and is a predicted model, not a curated record.